Culicoides brevitarsis is the source of this 2617-nucleotide messenger RNA. RefSeq lists its product as uncharacterized. The record is from RefSeq and is a predicted model, not a curated record. Gene Ontology annotation, cellular component: plasma membrane. NCBI's taxonomy places the organism in Eukaryota, Metazoa, Arthropoda, Insecta, Diptera, Ceratopogonidae. The transcript has 4 exons. Bases 56 to 2530 code for a protein of 824 amino acids. Gene Ontology annotation, molecular function: potassium ion leak channel activity; outward rectifier potassium channel activity. Gene Ontology annotation, biological process: potassium ion transmembrane transport; stabilization of membrane potential.
GAAAGCGAAAAAAAAGAUGGAUGUAAAAAAUAUAGAAAAUAUAAAUAGAACUGUGAUGGAUAGUAUGAGUCAAAAAAACUUUGGUACUCCCGCGACAUCAAGUGUUCGUCGUUAUCGACGUACUCCGUCAAACAGAAGCGUAACGAAGCGUGAUCAAACGCCUGAUCCGUCGUCUCGCGUGCAAAGCUCCCAACGAAAUACGGACGACGACAGUUGUAGUAGUGCGGAUUUCUUCUUUGCCAACAAUAACGGCGUUGGUAGAUCGCCUUCUGUAAGUGUGCCAACUUCUCCUGUUGCUGUAACUGCGCCAUCGUCUCCCUUCAAGGAAAUGUCUCCGGCUUUUCCCGUCAACAACAAUGAGGAAAAGCCCGAAAAUGACGUCAAAGAAGCGAAAAAAUUCCCUGAAGUUGAAGCUGGAGGACAUAUGAGCAAAAUUCUGAGUCGACGAAACAAAGCAAAAAAUGCUGCAAAAGCUCAUCGAAGUCAAUCAACUCCUCGCAAAGAAAGUGAAACACAAACAAGCACAACGGCAGUUAUCACAUACACAAGCGACGUACCAAUUAGCAAACGAAGCAUGUCUCUUCCGCGUCACAAAGAAGAUUCGAGUGAAAGUGACGCCGCAUUAGUUGCUCGUUUAACGAUUCCUGCGCCGGCGUAUCAACCUCAAUUUUCGACAACAGAUCCGCGUGGUUUGCAACUCGAAAUGAACAUGAAAAAGUUCGAAGAGGAUCGCAAAAAGUUUGAACUUGAAAAACUGAGAUUUAUUCAACAGAAACGCGAACUCGAUCGCAUGAGACUUGCGAGAUUCGAAAAAUAUCGCGAAGAAAUUGCAGCAAAAGAACCAUCAAAAGGACUAACGCCAUUCGCAUUACACGAAAAAGAUUUGGGCGUUCGUCCUGACAGUCCAAUGCCACGAAAAUCAAAAUCCAAAUCGAGAGAACGUCGUUCAAAAUCGUCAAUGAAGAAACACAAGGACUAUGUUUCAUCAACUGUAGAUGCUUCCGACGAAUCAGAUUAUGAACAAAGACGAUUAAAAACUCGUUUGGCAUCAAAAUCGCCUCGAAGAAAGUCAUCGAGAUCUCGAACGCCUGUUGCUGUUUCAAAAACUCCCGAUAUAACGAUUGAUUCGGUCGACGAAUAUUUCGACAUUAACAAAAACUCCAUUCAAGAUUUGGGAAAAGCGCUUCAAGUGAGACGACGAAAUGUGAAAAAUGACACAGAUAAACAGGCAAAUGGCACAAAUGGAGUUGCGAAAGAAGUUGAAAUCCGGAAUGAUGAUGAAACAAAGAAAUUACUUGUACCGAUAUUUGUAGAUGCUUAUGCUCACAAACCAAAUUUGCCAAAAACGGGUUUGAGAUCAUAUUUAUAUCCGUUUUAUUACGAAUCUAAAAUUGUUUGGAAACAAUUGAAAGCGGCACAUCCUAAAGAAGUAUUAGAAAUCCGAACGUCGUUUAAGAGAUGUUUGUGUAUGUGGAUCGCAAUGUUGAUAUUAUGCGGCACAGGAGGCUUAAUUUUUCGACAUCUCGAAGGAAAUUGGGAAAAUAUGUACAAAUGCGGCACAAAACGUAUACGACGAACAUUUAUCGAUGAUCUGUGGAAAUUCAGUCAAAAUUUGAGAGAAGACGAUUGGAAAACAAAAGCACGAACAACACUCAAGCAAUUUGAAGAAGAAUUGCAAAUCGCAUACGACGCGGGUGUCAAAUCGUAUUCGGGAAUUACGGUUUGGUCGUUCAUUAAUAGUGCAUUAUUUUGUCUCACUGUUGUUACAACUAUUGGCUAUGGACAUAUUGUUCCUAAAACCACAGCAGGAAAAGCACUAACAAUCGUUUACUCUAUCAUCGGUGUUCCAUUGUUCUUGAUCAUCUUAGCUGAUUUUGGAAAGUUGUUGACUCGCAUUAUAAAAUUCCUGUGGGCAUACGUUCGACGUCUUUAUUACACAGGAACAUGUAAAAAAGUCAGAAAACAAUCGCAAGUUCAAGGCGUAAUGCGUGGCAUAAACGUAAUGUACGAUAUGGCUCGUCGUCCAAGUCAAAUGGUUACGACAUUGGGUGUUAUGCAAACUCAAACGCCAACAAGCACAGAAUCUCAUCCUCCAUCUUGUGAUUCGCCGACAUUGCCCGAUAUCGAAAUUGACGACGAAUUUAAUCUUCCCAUCAGUUUGGCGCUCUCUAUUUUGAUCAUUUACAUGUUGUUUGGAGCUGCUGUGUACAAGUCAUGGGAAAGUUGGAGUUUCUUUGAUUCUUUCUAUUUCGUUUUUAUUUCCAUGUCCACAAUCGGAUUUGGCGAUUUGGUGCCUGAUCAUCCGAUGUUCAUGAUGGCAAGUAUUAUUUACUUGAUAUUCGGACUUGCUCUUACUUCGAUGUGUAUCAACGUUGUGCAAAUCAAACUUAGUGACACAUUUAGGGCAGCAAGUGCGAAACUUGGAGCGACAAUUGGAUUACAACCGGGAGCAGAAACAGCAUCUGUAGGCGCUGAACACACGCCUGUUGAACUUGCAGGAGUGCAUGUCGGGCAAAAAGACGGAAUUUAAUUUUUAAGCUUUACUUUUCGCUAUUUAUUUAUUUAAUAUUUUAAGUAAUUGCUUUCCAAUGUUAGUUGUUUGUGUUUUAUUUACGAA